AUGGCGGAAGCUGGAGUAUCAUCCACGCCUAGAAGGAAGAACACCAAAAAACAAACGAAGUUGGUGGAAAAAAUGGAGGUUAUGGAUAAGGUCACGGCACUCAUACACCGCCGGGAGCACGAGAAUGGUAAAGUGGCCAAAAUUUUCCAUGCUUUGUAUCCUGAAGAUGGAUCGGAUAUCCAGCUAUCUCGAGGUAAGAUUAAGGCCUAUCAACUCUCGAUCAAGGAAGCAUAUGUUGAGUAUAAAUGCUUCCAAGACAAGAUUCUCGAGCUCGUUCCCUCUGAUGAAGUUGAAAUCCAUUAUCAGAAUUUCAAAGCAUUCGAAGAAUUGUACCUAGAAGUUUCGAUUGCCCUCGAGGAACAUUCUGAACAGAUCUCCUUCAAUGCCGUCGCCGCACCAUCUCCCUUGAGUAACCCACCAGCUCUAGUUAUCCACCAACCUCUUCGAAUGCCCAUUCCCACCUUUGAUGGUCGAUACGAAAGUUGGCCGAAAUUUAAGGCAGUUUUCAAAGACCUUGUCGAUAAGUCCCCUGACUCCCCGGCAGUAAAGUUAUACCAUCUAGAGAAAUCCCUUAUUGGAAAGGCAGCCGGGUUGAUUGACGCUAAGACCAUUAACGAGGGAAAUUAUGACCACGCUUGGCAAAUUCUCGAGGAGCGUUUUGAAAAUAAGCGCCACACUAUCGACACUCAUAUAACCGGCCUAUUUAAUUUAAAACGCAUGGCGAAGGAGAAUCAUGCUGAAUUAAGGGCUCUCCUCGACGAAUGCACGAGACAUGUUGAAUCCCUCAAAUAUCUCGAGCAGGAGUUCACAGGUAUUUCGGAGUUAAUGUUAGUCCAUCUGUUAACAACUGCGCUGGACAAAGACACUCGCCGUCGUUGGGAGGGAACAAUCAAGCACGGUGACCUCCCUUCAUAUCAUGACACGAUGAAGUUCCUGAAAGAGCAAUGCUUUGUUCUUGAAAGGUGCGAAGCAGCAAAUCAUAGCUACAAUCAACCGCAAUCCAAACCAUCCGGUGGGAAACUCCUGUCCACGAGAACCAACACUGCAAUCAUCACGAAAGACGAAACCAUGAUCAAAUGUGAAAUCUGUUCUGAGAAUCAUGCCAACUACACCUGCCCUGAAUUCAGGGCUCUUUCCGUCCAAGAACGAUUGACCAUGGUAAAGGAAAAGCAAAUGUGUUUCAACUGCCUUAGAAGAAAUCACCUGAGCAUGAAUUGUCCAUCGGAGAAAACUUGCGGCAAGUGUCGCAAACGCCACCAUACUCUGCUCCAUGUCGGAGAAGGUUCCAUAUUGACUGCAGAAAAUUCCUCCUCAUUGGCCAACACCAUUUCCAGUAAGACUCCCGAAGCUGAAGAAGUGACAACAGCAGCAUGUUCCAAUAAGCAAACUGCGGCCCAUCAAGUUUUGUUGCUAACUGCGGUCGUAAAUGUGUUAGACAAAAACAACUCCCUCCACCCUUGUCGAGUUUUAUUAGACAGCGGAUCCCAAGCAAACUUGAUAACAGAUUCCAUGGUAACAAGGCUAAAUUUAAAACGGGUUGCAUCCAAUGUGACAGUGGCUGGUGUCAAUGGCACGAAGACAAAUUCCUCUGGUGCUGCUGUUGUACAAAUCCGCUCAAAAUAUUCCUCCUUCGCUGCCAAUGUGUAUUGUCUAAUCACCCAACAAAUAACAUCAAAUCUCCCAUCGGUUGAUGUAGACAUCCGUUCCUUUUCGUUGCCUCCUGGGAUUGAGCUCGCCGACCCGAGUUUCCAUCGAUCGGACAAAGUUGAUAUGCUGCUUGGUAACCAGUGGUUCCUCAAAUUGCUAUUGCCGGGUGUGAUUUCACUGGCCGACAACCUCCCAACGUUCCGUGAAACCCAACUGGGUUGGGUAGUGGGUGGUGAAUGCGAUCCAGAUGGUAAGCCAGAACAACUAGUCUUAUCUAAUGCCGUGACCUUCGUAGAACUGAAUGAUUCCGUCAUAAAAUUUUGGGAAAUUGAAUCCGUUCCCGAAGAGCAAACGAUUUCCACCGAAGAAAGUGAAUGCGAAGAGCAUUUUUUAGCCACUCAUCAGCGUGACGAUUCUGGUCGGUAUAUUGUUCAGCUACCGUUGCGCAAUUCCAUCGACGAGCUUGGUGAUUCAAGAAAUUUGGCCCUUCGAAGAUUUUUCGCUUUGGAAAGACGCCUUGUCGACCAACCAGAAUUGAAGUCACAAUACGUCGAAUUCAUGCACGAUUCUCCGACCGUCGAACACCACUACUAA
This is a messenger RNA of Uranotaenia lowii, 2241 nucleotides long. RefSeq lists its product as uncharacterized. The transcript has 2 exons. The coding region runs from base 1 to 2241 and encodes 746 amino acids. Gene Ontology annotation, molecular function: aspartic-type endopeptidase activity. The record is from RefSeq and is a predicted model, not a curated record. Gene Ontology annotation, biological process: proteolysis. Lineage: Eukaryota; Metazoa; Arthropoda; Insecta; Diptera; Culicidae.